This is a messenger RNA of Paramecium sonneborni, 503 nucleotides long. The record is from the annotation of a GenBank genome assembly. Lineage: Eukaryota; Ciliophora; Oligohymenophorea; Peniculida; Parameciidae.
AUGGGAAGGAAAAAAGAUGGCGAAUUACCAAUAGUCAGAAAGAUAAUUAUAGUUUUGAAUAUGGCAAUCAAAAGAAAAUUAAUAUUCCUAAAUCAAUAAAAGGAUCCAAGAAUCAAAUAGUAUAAUCAAUAAGUUCAUACUUAAAUCAUUCAUGAUUAAUAACAUAAAAUGGUUAAUUAUUUAUUUGUUAUUCUGCAUUACAUGGUGUAGUUAAUUCAAAUUUAAAUAAUAAUUUAAGUAAAUUAGAUUUUGAAGAUGCCUAUUAACCAUUUUAUUCAAACUUCUUAAUUUUAUAGAAAUGAAAGGAUUGUUGGUUACAUAAGUAGUGACAGAAGACUAUCACUAUCAUACAUUAUGUUUAUUAGAUAUUGGAUAGGUUAAUGAAUGAGGAGGAAAGCUUCAUAAAAAAUUAAGAUCAAAAGCAGAUAAACCAACAAGAAUUGAAACAUUAAUAAUCUAUAUUGGUUGAGGUGAUUUUCAUAGUGCAGCAUUAAACAAAUUGA